CAGGCAAUUGCAUUUGUAAAAAAAAUGUCCGUUUUAUUUGUAUUUAUUUGUUCUUUCCGUGUUGUUGAUAUAUUGCUUUAAUCUUACGAAUUCUGCGAUAACAAACACCAGUAGAUGAAUGGAAUAAUGACCUGUGAUCGUAGCAAAACCGAUAUCUAUGCGAAGAAUUUGCUCGGACUUUCUGAUAACCUUUUGCUUGAGUUUCUUGUCCGACGGAUCCGAGCCACUGCGGACAUUUCCGGGAUAUUACCGAACGGGUUUGGGAAGAAUCGGUAGUUUUCGGAGAUUUUACCGCGCGGCUUGAAUUUUGACGUUUGUCAAUUAUGACGGUCAUGUCAGUGAAUGUAUUCGUGUUGUUUUGAAAACAUGUACCCAAAAACUAACGGUCGUAGAAAAAGUAUAGUAUGCAACACGUUUGAUGUACUUUUUAAGUCACUCGUUUAUUAAACACUCGCUCCGCUCGUGCCAUGACCCUUGUUGCAUAAUAUACUAUUGUCACCCGUCAAUUUCAAAAAUCUGACAACGAAAUAGGAACAAAAUUAAGUGAAAAAACCUAUAUUCAUCUAUGCCGUAGUUUUCCAAUAAUUAUCUUAUUAAAUUAUGUUUUAGAACGAAAUCUAUUCCACUUAAUUGUAUUAAUAUGAAUUUUUAAAAUGUUGACAAAAAUCAGUUCAGCGUUUCGUACUGUUGAUAGGAAAACAGUGCGUAUGUGAAAUCGUAUUGAUCAUUAAAUUUCAUUAAAUUUGUCAAGAGUGCUGACCUUUUAUAUGGUUAAAGAAAUGAAACGUGUUCAUGCAGUAGUUAUUAGUGAUAGUAACAAACUUGUUAUAGACUUAGCAACUGGAUGUUUCGUUUUGAACCAUUUGUACAGCUUUUAAUUGUGUUAGCUUGAUGCAUAUUACACCGCAAAAAGGCGCUCAUGUUAUCGUUUUAAUCAAAAGUGGACUUCGCCAGCGAGCUGUUGCUCGACAACUGGAUAUGACAGGAGCAGCAGUUCGAAAAUUAUGCCAACGGUAUGAGGAGACUGCAUCCUUUGCUGGGCGCCCUGGAACAGCCAGAAGGUGAAAUACAACAGCUCGUGAUGACCGCUUUAUUGUGUUAAGUGCAACAACUGCUCCAUUUAGUUCGAAGGGUGGCUAUUAGCAAGUGGACAGUAAGAAGAAGACUGAAGGAAAAUAACCUGACCCCAAAAACAACUGCAAUUGGUCCCAAACUUACUCCAGCUCAUCGACAAGCACGUCUACCCUUUCCACGGGAUUAUCUGAAUUGGACAAUGGACCAAUAAGGGUCUGUUCUGCUCUCAGACGAGACCAAAAUAUACCUUUUUGGAUCGACGGAAAGGAGUGUACCGGAAAAAAAAUGUAACAAGAGCGGAGGUAGUUCCUGCAUGAUGUGGGGUGCAAUUUCUAUGGACGCACGAACCAACUCUGUUUUCAACCGUAGCGGCGGCCGUGAUCAAGGGGCAGGAGGUUUAACAGGUGCUAGCUACAUCGAGGAUAUUUUAUCAGAUCACCGUGGUACCAUAUGUCGAUUACAUUGGAGACGAAUUUCAUACAUGACAAUGCUAGACCGCACGCCGCAAGGAUCGUGCAAGAAAACAUUACAGAAAUCGGUUUUCGAGUUAUGGACCUCAAUCCGAUUGCAGUAGAAGAAGAGUGGCUUAACAUUCCACAAGAAACAAUAGCGAACUUGAUUAGAUAUAUGCAUAAUCGAGUAAGAGAUGUUAUUAGGGCAAGAGGCGUCAUACCCAUUAAUAAAAAAUAAGUGUUGGGUUGCUAAUUGUCAAUAACCCUAUUUGUUUUUAGUAAUAAACAAAAGUUACUUUGACUCGUGCAGUUAUUUUACUAUGCUAAACCUAAAAAGCAGAAAUAAAUUUUAAUCAAUUUAAAUCGUAUUAAAGCAUAUUAAAUUGUCUUUCAAACAGCAUAUUUUUUUAUCUGAUCAGUAGUUUCUAAAAAAAAUGAAAUGGGAGUCAAAAAUUCCCAAUGGGUCGGCUUCUAUGCACGCAAGUUUAGAUAACGUGACCAAAAAACUUUUUUUUUAAUAAGCACCAAUGCAUCCAUUUGUCCUUCAUCUUAUAAUACAAGAAGCGAGGAAAACUUUUUAAAACAACUGCCAACAUUCGCAAACACUGAACACUGAAGAUAGAAGUACAUAAUGAAAUGUUGUUUAAAUAGCUGGCAGCUAGAGCAUAUUGUAUGGCGCCAGAGCACGCCGGGAGUGGUGAGAAUCGGUCGAGAUUUCAUCCGGUGUUCGCAGCAGCCCGGAGUCGCAGACGUGCGUUUCGAGUGGUUAUUGUGGUUAAGAGGGGUUUGUUUGAGCUUAGAUAACCACAGGCAGUGGUUUAUUUGGCGAAAUUUUUCAGUAACUCCUUGAGUGGUAUUUGGAGGGCACUCCCGCCAACGCUAUUAAACUUGUCUGCCGAGCUUCAGCAUUCAACGUAUCAGGUGUCUAUGUCUAACCCAGUCAAUAAUGAUACCGACUACUCACCGAAGCAAAUCUGUGAUGCAUAAAUAACUCCAAACCGAAUAAAUUCCCAAAAAAAAAAUGCCGGCGCUUACUCAAAAACUGACCGCCUUAGUGAUGGUGAUUGGUCUAGUGAACGGCUGUGAUUUCGAGCAACUGUUCGUGAAAAAGCAAGUCAGUGUCGAAGAGGCUGCCGCCUUUUCCAAAAUCGCCUUCCGCGGGAUGACGUCGGCGUCACCCGAAACGACGUUCGACGACUCGCGAGGCGUUUUCGUGGCCUGCUUUGAUUUGAUAAACACGUAUAAGGGAGACGGACUGAUGAAGAUCUGGAGCGCCGACAACAAUUAUUAUAGGAAAAUCAAUGUCGACUUUCCCAUUCAGCCCCAAAGAGAUUGUGCAGGAAGUAGUGACGUUCCUAGUGAAUACAUCAUCUUCGGGAACUUAGUCGCGGGUGAGAUUCGGGCCACUUGGGUCGUCAAGUGGGACGACGACGUAGACGAGAGGGUCUGGAAUUCAUUAGGCUGGAGCAAAUGGAGCGAUUGGUCCUCCUGCAGUGUCUCCUGUUCGUCGGGCAUUCAGCAAAGGACUCGACACUGCUUGCCGAUUAAAUGUCAAGGGUUCAACGUCGAGCAACGUCACUGUAAUUUAUUUAGCUGCAACGACACCGUAAAUCCUCUGGCGUUGAACGAGAGUCGAUUUUUCCACCCUUCGAGGAGUCGAUGGCAGCCCGUUCCAGAUCGGCCGUCCGCGUGGCGCCUCAAACCCAAUUCCUAUAUAUGGGUGCCGUCGCUCCAGCUUUUUUCCGACGAGAAGCACAUCCCGUUUCCGAGGGAAUUCGCUCUAUUUGUUACGAUGCGGAUUCACGACAGCACUAUGGGGACGGUAUUCAGUUUACGAUCCCGACGACGCCAAGACACUUACCUCUCUCUGGAAGUUGCCGGUUCUGAUUUGAAACUGAUACACGCCGCUGCCAACGGAACCGACGUAGUUCGAAUACCGGCCACGAUAGAUGAUAAUAAAUGGCAUCAGAUCGCAAUAAGCAUUAGAGAAAGCAGCAUUGUCGAGAGCUACGUGGAUUGCGAGUGGUCCAGAACUGAGGUACUGCUCUCUCAUGCAUUGGAUGUGCCAGACGACUCGGACAUUAUCAUCGGAUAUUUAUUUACCGGGGAUCUGGAACAGCUCACGAUUAUACCGGACCCGCAUUCAGCCCGUCUUCAAUGUUCGAACGAAUUGACAGCCAUUGUGGAUCCGGAUAUCCAUUAUAUAAGCGGCGGGUUGAAAUUAAACGAUCGGAGGCUUAGCAGAGUACACAGGUUCAAAAAGAGCUACGGCGAGAGCUGAACACUGAACCGGAGCGGUUACGGACAUUUUGUCGAGCACGCUAGUUAGCUGAACAGUUAGUUGUUUAGUUGUGAUGUUUUUUCCGACAGCUGAUUAAAAAAAUGCAAGCGAAACCAUCGAACGAUCGAAAUAUCCUAGUCUUUUUUUCUACCUGCGUUGAUACGCAGCCCGUAUAUAUUUUUCUCCAUCUAGUGCCAAUAAACGCCAUUGACGAAUAGGGAAGAGUGAGGAAGGUGAUCGUCAAUGUUUCAGGCAACGAUGAAGAAUAACUUUUCUUACCGGUUUUUUGUUCGAUGGUACAGCAAAAAUUUCACCAGGAAACAUGAUUCUACGAGCAAUCAAAAGCUAAGGACUACAGUAGGAAAGCUUUCAGAUUCAAUAUACGGCCUAACAAUAGCCAUUUGUCCGGUAAUAUGUAAUCAAAAUCACCGCAUUUAAAUAUUUAAGUCAACAGCGCAUGAAUAUUUCUGUUUUAUAAAAUAUAAUAAGUAAAUAAGUGUAACAUAGGAUUCGCGUUAAUACUAUUUUUUUUAUACUUCUUAAAAAUCAAAACGUUUUGUACCCUCUAUACUACAGACAUAACAUAUGGUUUCUUUGUACCUGCACGACAAUAGGCACUUGUUAAAUGUAUCACUAAGUUUGAGUACGUCACGACAAUAACGGCUGUAUC
Messenger RNA from Cylas formicarius (sweet potato weevil), 4477 nucleotides. RefSeq lists its product as uncharacterized. Lineage: Eukaryota; Metazoa; Arthropoda; Insecta; Coleoptera; Brentidae. The record is from RefSeq and is a predicted model, not a curated record. The coding region runs from base 2548 to 3807 and encodes 419 amino acids. The transcript has 10 exons.